AUGGGGAGGCGUUAUGAAAAUAGCGGGAGAAGAGAAGACCUCAACGACGCUAUUGCUAGUGCUCUGGAUGCGACUGAAAUGGGAUUUUCAAAUUGCCCGUCCCUGCUGGCCGGGGUGGGCUCGACCCUUGCAGGACUAUUGGCAAGGCAGUAUGAAUCCACGGGGCAGCUGGAUAGCCUGGCCAACGCAUUAUUUGAGCUCCGCAUAGUCACCGAAGUCGAACCGGAGUUUCCAGAGCUCGACGCUCUUCUUGUCCAGUUGGGUGGCCUGGCGAAAGAACAGCACGCGCUGAGGGCGCAGCUAACGGAUGAGAGAAUAGAGGUGUCGCAGUCGAGAUACCCGAAUAUUUUGACGGUGUUUUUUUGUUUUCUUUUGUCACCCGUGCUCUCUCUCACUUAUCCCGGAGCAUUUUACCCAUUGGUUAUAUUCUUCGGUGGAAUUAUGUCCAACUGGGUCUUUCAGAAAUAUAACCAGCCCAUCAGCAGGGACGAAAGAACGAGUGUUUUAUUCCACUCGGUCCCAGUUUGGAUUCAAAGGAUAUUCUCUUCGCCAUAUGAUCAGUUCUCUUUCAAGUUCGCACCAACGACGCUUUUUUCUACUUCAUGGAUUGAGAUCCCUUCUACUAUUGCCUUUAUAGGCUCGGAAGAGGACCUGCACAAUGAGGGCAGAUUACGCCGACGAAGAUCAAUUCAUGAUAGGCGAUUUGAGUCGGGAUAUGACCAACAACUGAGAGUGGGUGCCAGAAAUCGAUCUCCAGCCCACGACGAGGACUGCAUUCAGGUUGAUAUCGAUGCCUUGCACCUUGGUUUCAAUAAAUCACCCCGCGCUCGGCUGUGUCACCCAAGCCAAGCUUUUCCACAAUCUUCAAGAACCAAAUACUAUGAGAAUGAUGUUGAGCGCCGGACGCAACUCCCCCACAAACAUCUUACAGACUCAAAAGCUUGGGAUGAUAUUAAGGACUCCCAAAGCGACGAUGGACUUUUACCAGCUCUGAUUGUCGCGUCUGAAGAAGGGCGAGGUGUCAAUGAGAUUUUUCAAACAAAACAACCUAUAUCAACCGCUUCUACAAAUCAAAGACCUACGACCGAGAAUGUUAAGAAGACUGUCAGUGAAAAGUUUCUAGUAGUUUCGUCUUGA
Molecule: messenger RNA, 1137 nt
Organism: Penicillium manginii
Lineage: Eukaryota; Fungi; Ascomycota; Eurotiomycetes; Eurotiales; Aspergillaceae
Exons: 1
Coding region: 1-1137 (378 amino acids)
Source: RefSeq, a predicted model, not a curated record